AUGUCUCGGAUACUCACCAAGUAUGGGAACCUACUGGAAAAUGGAAAGUUUGUCUCACGAUAUGGCUUCAAAGGCGACCCAUCUAAAAUUGAAAUUUCAACAGAACUCAUAAAAUCCAUGACUCUAGACCGAUAUUCGAGGUACCUGAACUUCUACAAUUGUUUCGUUUUACUGCGGCCCCGCGAUAGCAGGUUUCACUUGAGACACAAGAACUUACUGUGGCGGUCUUUUUGCAGAGAUACUAGCUCUUUAUAUGAUAAAGAAUCCACGCUACAAUCUGUCCAGAAUCCUACUUCGGCACCCUCGCCUGUGUUUUUCGAAAAACCACCCAAAAUGGCACUACUGAAUGAAUUACUGGGCUGUGAACUGAACGACAAUGGCAAGGACUGCUUUUGUUUCUUUCAAAACCUCGACUCGCUGCAUUCAACAGCCGCUUUCCGCCAAUAUCUCGAACGUACGAAAUCUUCCAAGAGCGUAACAGAUUUCGAGCCUGUUGCGGUGGCCAUCAAUAUGGAUGAUCACAGCUCUCCAGCAAUAUCGUAUAUACAGCCGUUGCUUGAAGACUCGGCUCAGAUUUACAGCGAUCUUAAUUAUGAGAAGCUACUACGAAUUGCCAAGCAUUCUCAGACCAAAAGCUCUGAUCCUAUGCGUAAAGAGGUUAAGAGAAUAUUGGAAGCAUUUGCAGAAAACGGUUUCUUGAUCCCGCGUAUGGCAAAACGAGGCCGGUGGCUUUUGCUUACUGCUGAGUCCCCUGCUGUCAAUCGGUAG
Molecule: messenger RNA, 768 nt
Organism: Lachancea lanzarotensis
Lineage: Eukaryota; Fungi; Ascomycota; Saccharomycetes; Saccharomycetales; Saccharomycetaceae
Gene: CBT1
Product: LALA0S07e03510g1_1
Exons: 1
Coding region: 1-768 (255 amino acids)
Source: RefSeq, a predicted model, not a curated record